AUGCAACAUUUUUCUGUGAGGACGAUAGAUGAUGAGCGGAAGCAGACCGGAAGGAAUUGUAAGGGCCAGUGCGACAAGCGAUUAACUUCGUCGCCUACUUCGCUAUCUGCAAGUCUACUCGAUCCCUUCCAAAGCCUUGCGGUAGACUCCAAACGACUACAAGUUUUACUGAAAGAUUUUAAUGCACGCCAAGCUCCCGAGCCUGUCUUCAGUGUUGAGGAUGACUUUCAGAAUUUCGAAUCGGUGUUCCGAUCUGGGCUCGUUGAUCCUGCUCUGCUGAAUGCCGUGAUGCUGUCUUUGGCUUUCACUGCAAAUGGCGGAGUCAUGAAUAAAGAAUGCCUUAUAUACCAAGGUCAAGCGAUCCAACACAUUAGGGAAAAAAUAAGUACGCCCGAGAAAGCGGUUUCGGAGUCAACUAUUGGUGCCAUACUGUUAUUAGUCGGUGUUGAGGCACGGCUUGGCACGACUUCGCAGGUUCAACUUCACAUGGGUGCAAUACAGUACCUCCUCAAUGCCUGUGAGCCAGUGGUUGUGACUCUCACCCAAGGCAUUAAGCGUGCCAUAUUCUGGCAGGACUUGAACUCAUCAAUCAUGGUGGGAUCAAAACGCAUAGUCGACCAUACCACUUUCACCGAACUGGAGUGGCAACGAGACUCAAUAGCCCCAGACUUCUUUGAGUUGCCGCCGGGCUUCCAAGUACGGUCUCAUUUAUUCAGCCAAGAAUUCCUGGAUAUAGUCAGAGAUAUCCACGCUCUUCAAUGCAUCAGAAACAUUUACCAACGUACCGGCCGUCCAGUCUCAACGAUAAACAUCAACAGUCACACAGCAUCCAUACAAUCUCGUCUUCAGGCUCUCCCAAACACUUGUCCGAUAUCCAAGGCUUGUCAUCUCGCGGCGUACAUGUGUUCAGUCAUGUUGUGCUGCAAAGUUUGGUGUGCCUUAGUAAUUCCCGUGAGUCCCCCAUGCAGCCUUUGGAAGUACUUGCUAACUUACAAGUCCAAUGUUACUGCGCAACUUCUCAGAGAGGUUGAAAAUAUUCGUGAUGAGCCCGUAUGGGACGAGCAUGCGGACUUGUUGCUUUGGCUGAUAUGUAUUGGCGGAGUAUUUGCUCCAGACGGGCCUGUACGCUCAGGUUACACCGCACUUUUGCGUUCGACGGGUUUCGAAAGACCCAGCCAACACUCAAUUAAUCUCAACGAGUUUACGAAAAUGGCUGCAAAGAGCGUCUUUAUUACUGGCACCACCGGUUUCAUUGGAGGUGAUGCAUUCUACGCAUUGCAUAAAGCUCAUCCUGAUUGGAAGUAUACCAUCCUUGUCCGAAGUGAGGAUAAGGGAAAGGAUGUGCAGAAGCAAUAUCCUGAUGUGAAGUUGGCGAUUGGAUCGUUGGAUGAUUCCAAGGUCAUUGAGAAGGCGGCUUCUGAGGCCGACAUUGUUAUUCAUACUGCUGAUAGCUCUGAUCACCAAGGAGCUGCCAAGGCUAUCGCUGCCGGCCUACGAUCUACUCACUCAAGCUCAAACCCUGGCUACUGGAUUCAUAUUAGCGGCACUGGUAUCCUCUGCUGGUACGACAUGGACAACAAGCGCUACGGAGAAGCUCCUCUUCCCGAGCAAGCCUAUAACGAUCUAGAGGGAGUCGAUAAGGUCACUUCUCUUCCCGAUACCGCUUUCCAUCGCGAUGUCGACAAGAUUGUCCUCGACGAAGCUGCCAAGGAUCCCAGCGCCGUAAAGGUCGCCAUCGUCUGCCCUCCCACCAUCUACGGAACCGGUCGAGGACCCGCCAACCAGCGAAGUCGCCAAAUCCCUGGCUUGACCGAGACAACUCUCGAGAAGGGCUUUGGCCCCAUCAUCGGCGCAGGCGAGACAGAAUGGGACAACGUGCACGUUCACGAUCUCUCUAACCUCAUACUUCUUCUCUCCGAGCGCGCCGCAUCAUCUGACAAACAGUCCGACGAGCAGGAAAUCUGGGGUCCAAAGGGUUAUUUCUUCGCCGAGAACGGCAAGCAUAAAUGGAGCCAGAUUUCUGCUCUUAUUGCCAAGGAGGCUAAGAAGCAGGGCGUUAUUGAUAGUGAUGAGACCAAGGUUUUGGAUGUCGAUGAGGCGCAGAAGAAGUUGGGGUUCCAAGCUCUUUCGUGGGGAUUGAACAGUCGUGGUGAGGCAAAGAGGGCGAGGAAAUUUCUCGGUUGGAAGCCGGUGGGUGAGAGCCUGGAGGAGUGGAUUCCUGAGUCGGUGCAGAUUGAGGCGAAGCGACUGAACAAGGCCUGAAUUAAGCGAGUACAGACAUUUUACUUCUGAAAUGUUCGGAGGUGGUUCUGGAACGUUAUGGAUAGCAACUAAAAGGAAGUAACUUAUACCUAGGCCUUCCAGUUUCCUAAUAAUGCAAAGCAUCUGUCC
Molecule: messenger RNA, 2391 nt
Organism: Fusarium oxysporum Fo47
Lineage: Eukaryota; Fungi; Ascomycota; Sordariomycetes; Hypocreales; Nectriaceae
Exons: 7
Coding region: 1-2262 (753 amino acids)
Source: RefSeq, a predicted model, not a curated record